Molecule: messenger RNA, 951 nt
Organism: Lepus europaeus (European hare)
Lineage: Eukaryota; Metazoa; Chordata; Mammalia; Lagomorpha; Leporidae
Product: mitochondrial glutamate carrier 2
Exons: 9
Coding region: 4-951 (315 amino acids)
Biological process (GO): malate-aspartate shuttle; L-glutamate transmembrane transport; aspartate transmembrane transport
Molecular function (GO): L-aspartate transmembrane transporter activity; L-glutamate transmembrane transporter activity
Source: RefSeq, a predicted model, not a curated record
ACCAUGUCCGCCCAGGACCUGAGCAUCGCGGCCAAACUCAUCAAUGGAGGCGUGGCAGGGCUGGUGGGCGUGACCUGCGUGUUUCCCAUCGACUUGGCCAAGACGCGCCUGCAGAACCAGCUUGGCAAAGCUUCGUACAAGGGAAUGAUCGACUGCCUGGUGAAGACGGCGCGGGCCGAGGGCUUCUUGGGCAUGUACCGAGGGGCCGCGGUCAACCUAACCUUGGUCACCCCCGAGAAGGCCAUCAAGCUGGCAGCCAAUGACUUCUUGCGGCAGCUGCUGAUGGAAGAUGGGAUGCAGCGGAACCUGAAGAUGGAGAUGUUGGCCGGAUGUGGAGCUGGAGUGUGCCAGGUGGUGGUUACGUGUCCCAUGGAAAUGCUCAAGAUCCAGCUGCAGGACGCAGGGCGCGUGGCUGCGCAUCAGCAGGGUUCGGCCUCCAGGCCCUCCUCCUCCAGGUCCUACACCACAGGCUCGGCGUCCAGCCACAAGCGCCCGUCGGCCACGCUCAUCGCAUGGGAGCUGCUUUGCACCCAGGGCCUGGCUGGUCUGUACAAGGGCCUGGGCGCCACUCUCCUCAGGGAUGUCCCUUUCUCCAUCAUCUACUUCCCACUGUUUGCCAACCUCAACAGCCUUGGGUUCAGUGAGCUCGCCGGAAAGGCUUCCUUCGCCCACUCCUUUAUGUCAGGCUGUGUGGCAGGUUCCAUAGCAGCCGUGGCAGUCACCCCUCUGGACGUUCUCAAAACACGAAUCCAAACCCUCAAGAAAGGCCAGGGUGAGGACGUCUACAGUGGACUCACCGACUGCGCCAGGAAGCUGUGGAUCCAGGAGGGGCCGCCUGCCUUCCUGAAGGGAGCAGGCUGCCGGGCGCUGGUCAUCGCACCGCUCUUCGGGAUCGCCCAAGGCGUCUACUUCAUGGGAAUUGGAGAGCGCAUCUUGAAGUGCUUCGAGUAA